AUGAAGCCGUCGGAUUUGUUGUUGGUGCUGGAAAAGGUCAAGUUCAGGGUGCCUCUGCCGCCGGGAGUCAGCUCGACGACGCUUCUGCCCAAGCUCAUCCGCACCAAGGACGUGAAGCAGCUGCAGGACGGCAACGCACAGCCACAGAAGCCCAAGCUAACGAAAUGUCUCAACACUUUGGACCUGACCUCGCUGGGCAUCGGAUCCUGCUGCGGAACGGGCAUGUACCUGGUGGCCGGCAUGGUGGCCCAGAAGAUAGCCGGACCCGGAGUGAUUAUUAGUUUUAUUAUAGCCGCCAUAGCGAGUAUUUUCUCAGGCGCUUGCUAUGCAGAGUUUGGCGUUCGUGUGCCCCACACAUCCGGCUCGGCCUAUAUGUAUUCAUAUGUGGCGGUUGGAGAAUUCGUAGCUUUUAUAAUUGGUUGGAACAUGAUAUUGGAAUAUCUGAUAGGAACAAGUGCCUGUGCCUGUGCGUUAAGUUCUAGUUUCGAUUCCCUGACCGGCAAUGCCAUAGCACGAACGAUAAGCGAGUCUAUUGGCACGAUAUUCGGCAAACCACCGGACUUUAUUGCCUUCGGCAUUACGCUGCUCAUGACCUGCGUCCUGGCGAUGGGUGCCAGCAAGUCGGUCAUCUUCAAUCACUCACUCAACGCCGUCAACCUGGCCACGUGGGUGUUCGUAAUGGCCGCCGGGCUUUUUUACGUGGACACGAAGACGUGGUCGGAGCACCAGGGAUUCCUGCCCUACGGCUGGAGUGGUGUAUUUUCCGGUGCUGCCACCUGUUUCUACGCAUUCAUCGGUUUCGAUAUUAUCGCAACAACCGGCGAGGAGGCGCACAAUCCACAGAAGAGCAUUCCGAAAGCUAUCGUUGGUUCCCUGGUCGUCGUGCUAAUCGCCUAUGUUAGCGUUAGUCUAGUCCUAACUUUAGUGGUUCCCUAUGACCACAUCAACACGGGAGCGGCGCUGGUCCAGAUGUGGUCGUACGUGAAUGCCCCAAAGUGCCGGGCGGUAGUGGCCAUCGGAGCUACCGCUGGACUCUCGGUGGCCAUGUUUGGCUCCAUGUUCCCCAUGCCGCGCGUUAUCUAUGCGAUGGCCCAGGAUGGUUUGAUCUUCAGGCAAUUGUCGCAACUGUGGCAGCGUACCAAUGUGCCCGGGCUGGCGACCAUUGGCAGUGGAUUGGCUGCCGCUUUGGUGGCACUCACCGUGCGCCUGGAGAUCCUCGUCGAGAUGAUGUCCAUCGGGACGCUGCUGGCCUACACGCUAGUCUCCACCUGUGUCCUGGUGCUUCGCUAUCAGCCGCACAGCACCUCGCUGGUGGAACUGCUGCCGGCCCAGCUGCGCACCCCUGUGGCGCCCGGAACGGCCAGCGAUUCCCGCUCCCAUGUGACGCCCGCCGAGGUGCUCGAGGUCCCCGGAAAGCUAACCAUCAAGCGGGUCACGCGCGGCAUGUCCGACUCGGACGACUCCUUCAUCGACGACAGCCCGGAGGGAUUUCUGGGCGGGCGGGACGACCAGUUCCUGGUGUCCGAUAGAUCCGAGAACAAGUUCUACGGCAGUGUACAUGGCGCACCCACCGGACCCACCGGCCAGGCCACCGCCUUCGAUGCCAUGGGCCUGAACUUCGUCUCCCGGAAGAUCCACGACUACGCGUACCUGUGCCCCGGCUUCUUUCCCUGGAUCAAUCCCGGUCAGGCCACCGCCGAAAGUGGCAUGUACGUCACCAAGCUAGUGGGCAUCAUGUUCGGUCUCAUAUUCUUCCUGGACCUGUUCGCGGCCAUUGGGUGGUCCGGUGGCCUCGCCGCCUUCAUUUAUUUCAUUUUGUUUAUCGGCAUAUUUGUGAUACUAUUGAUUAUAUCAAGGCAGCCGCAGAAUAGGUAUGCGCUGGCCUUCCUCACUCCCGGACUCCCCUUCAUCCCGGCCAUCGCCAUCACCGUGAACAUCUACCUGAUAUUCAAGCUCAGCAUCCUCACGUUGGUCCGCUUCACCGUGUGGAUGUCCCUGGGGUUCAUCAUGUACUUCUACUACGGCAUCACGCACAGCAGCCUGGAGCAGACCAGCGACGACCUGGAGCUGCAUGUCGACUAUAGCAAAAACGUUGAGGAGAAGGCCGUGUGGGAUCAGCAAUCGUACAACCAGACCCACGAGCCCGUCUGGGCCAGCAAGGAGGUGAAGCAUCCUUCGACAGAGCAACGAUACAACUACGGAAAGACCACGUCGUCUUCGUCGUCGGCACAGGGCAGCUCGAGGAGUGGCCAGGCCAGUGGGCCGGAGAAGCCACCGGGCAGGAGCCAAACGGGACACAGCCGACCGGUUCCACCUCCCCCGAUCCCUGGCCAGGCGAAGGGUUCGGGAUCGGGAUCGGGCAGCGGUCCUCCCAUGGAACGCCAGUACACCGGCCAGUUCAGCAUGUUUGUGGACGAGGGCCAGUUCCCCACGUGGGAGGACUAAGUGAAGUACCCCAUCCACAUAAAUCCCCAUCCCCAUUCCAGUUCCAUUCCGAUUCCCAAUCCCGAUGAUGCCCUCUGAUUCCCGAGUGAUGCUACAAUGAUAUCAUGAGCUUCGAUCUCAAGUUUUCUGGAUCUUCAUCUGGAUAUGGAUCUGGAUCUUGACGGUCGGGUGCAGCUCACUCACUUGUAAAUACGAUUAGAGAUGUUAAGUUUAACCAUAUGGCGAUCUGUGUCGUGUCGUUACCGAAUUGCAGAUGCAUACCGUAUACAAGGCAUGUGCAUGUGCCCUGGGCGGCGGAGUUAUACACCCUAUAUAAUAUACACAUAUAUAUAUAUAUACAAGCAAAUAUAUAUUUACAUAUAUAGCGAUGGGUUAUAUUAGUUCAGCAAAGAGUUACAGAGCAAAGUUGCCGAAUUCCAACUAUCCGAACCCUGAUACCAAGCCGACCGAUUAGCGAUAGACGAUAAGCAAAGCCACAGACACAAGAUAACAGAUAACAAAUAACCGAUAACCAAUGAACGAUUGUGCUCAACUCCGAUUGGCAAGCGUUUUGGGUGACGUUGGUCAAUCGGCUUUCAGCACAGGGGAAUCAGGAAGGCAGGCACAAUAAUACAUAUGUAUGUAUGCAUAUUUCUGAAAUUGUUCAGAUAUAUCCUAUACGGCAGUGAGGUGGUUGUCGGGGUGCUACCAUGCACAACUGUACAUUUUAGGCACCACCACCCCCACACCCACACUCACAAGGGACUAACACGAUAAACGUAAAACCCUGGGCUUGUGAAGAGAUCCCCGAAGGAGAUCAGAGGAGACCUUUCGUAACCCCAAAUGAUAUUGGACCUCUGACCAAAGACGAUCUUUGCAUAAAAUUGGGAUUGGCUCACACACAGACUCCCACAACUGACGAUCUUAAACACUAACGUUAUGUACCUUUGAUUCUAUAUUGUUGUUUACAUAUUUAUGCUAUGCAUUUGAUAAGGCGCCUGGACAUGAGGUUUUACAGUACAGUACGCCCUGCCUACGGCCGUCCCGUCUCACUCACUCUAUCGGAAUGUUAUUUGUUUUUUAUUCUAGAAGCUCGCGCUAAACUAAAACUCAUUUUAAAGCGGCAUUUCGCAUUCGUUGUAAUACAAUUCAUUUUACUAAUGGAAUACCAAGAAAAAAUUAUACAAAUAUGCAUAUAUAUUUAUAAAAAUUACCAUAUAGACAAAUACCAAAGAAUACAAAAUAUUUAUUGAACUAUUCAAACUUAAACCAAGGAUAAAACAAAAGCAAGCAUAACUACAAAUAUGUAUAAACACAAUGAUAACUUAAACCAAAAGCAAAUAUGAUAAUGAAAACAUUUAUGUACAAGCAUACUUUUUUCCACUUUAUAUACAUACUAUGUACAAGCAAACCAUGCAUAACUAUUUUUAGCUAAAUUACAAGUAUAUGGCAAAGUUAAAGCAAAAUCAACCUUUUUAAUAAUAAUAAUACUUAUGAUAAUUUAUUCCUUUUGUACUUCACGACUUUGUACAGGAAAGAAUCCGAAUAGCGAAUAUCAAAGAUUGCAACAAGAACUCAAUAACCUAGGGCUAGCUUUCGAUCCGAUCUAGCCCCGCAACAGAGAAUAACACUAUUUAUAUACAAAACAAACGUACCGUCUAAGACAUUCGAUAUUUUGAUUUUGACUGAUUUCGUUCGAUUCCAUUCAGUUGAUCCCUUAAAUUUCGAGUGCCAAAUCAAUGCACCAUUGCACUUCUUGAACCAGUAGCAGAAAACAUAUGUAUAAGUAAGUCCUAGGACCGAAACGAAACAAAAUGAGUUCCAUGUUCAACUUACUCAAUAUUAGGGUUUUCGAAGAGGAGCUUUCCGGACCAACUACUUAAGAUAUAGUGCCACCCAACGGUCCUGCACCACGUACUUUACAUGUAUUCUUACUUUAGUUCACUAAAACUCCGUUGAUUCCUUUCAAAACUUAAAUCUAACACUAUUUGUACAUACACAACCUAUACAGGCAGGCAAAAAAAAUAUAAAAAACAGUGCGAAUGUAUAUUUUUAUGAACAAGAUAAGAUACAGCAAAGAAGCAACUAAAGGGAAACGAAACUCAGAUACAAAAGUAACAACUAAUGAAUAACAUAUCCUACCACACAGCUUAAAGUUGAGAUAUAACAAUAACGGAACUCGCCGAGCCCACAUUCAUCCGAUUUUUUCGAUACCUGAUCACCGAUUACCGAUUACUGGAGUCCAAGUUUUGCUUUCGUUACCAAGUUGGGUCAAACUGUUUAUUUAAACUGUUAAACAUUUUCUUAAACGGACUCCAGUUUUAUCGGUGGAAAAGGAUCCCAAUUGUCUGUUGAGUGUGCGCUCAGAGGAGUUACCAUCCGUACAUCUAUAUGUCAGUCAACUAUGAAAGUGACAAAAGUUACAGUACAGGCAAUCCAGUAACUGCGGGCUGAAGCAGCUUGCUCUUCCACCUUUCGGUUCUUUCGAUACCACCAAGUUAAGAUAAAUGUUAUGGGAAUAUGAUAGUUUUAAUAGAUUUUCUACAGUUCCAAUUUAAAGCAAAUAACAACAAAGUCAACAUAACGUGCAAUAUAUCGAUAAGUGUGAAGGGACAAACCAAAAGCUUCCGUUAACAAAAAAUAUGCAUUUUACUACCAAAUAUUAUUUCCGUACUUUUUUAAUCCCCCGAACGGAGAACAAACACGUACUCUAAGGUCUAUGCUCACUGUGUCUAAACUGCAAACGGAAUGAGAUUCAAAUCAGAAAAACCAAAGGCGGAAGUGACGGAAAACCUAACUGCACCCACAAACACGCAUAGACAAGCACACAGAAAAGGAACAGAUCAACAAUAAGAACAGCAAUAUGAGAAUUAUAAUUCCGAAAACGAAGCAGACCGUUUACUUAAGAGCCAAGCCUAAAUAUGAAAAACAAAACUGGAAAUAAUCCACAUUUGAUUGUUUGAUUGAUUGGAAAUGGCUUUAGACGAUUGUUUCCUUAUUGAUUGAUUUUCCAGCUGAACAUAAAGUACCUAAGUUUCUGUUUAUUUCAUAAGACUGAAUUACUGGAAUAUGAUUUAUUUUAAACGUGUAUAUAAUUAAGGUGUAAUAGCAAACUUUACAACUUUUACUAAUGAAGCAUCAAAAUUUUUGAAAUUAUUCUGAACUCAUUUAUUAAAAAAUUAAAAAAAAAAACAAGAUGAAAUUGAGGAGAAAAAACGAGAAAAAAAGGUGAUGAGAUAGUCGAGAGAGAAUGAAGUUAAUAUGCAACUAUUAAUAUACAACAUAUAUGGGAAAAUCCCGAUAUGAUGAUGAUAUAUAUAUAUAUAUUUCAAUGGAUCGAUAACAAAAAAAACAGCAAACCAAAGUGAAAUGAAAAUGAUGUUAAAAUAUAAGAAAAACAAAACAUUUUUUAAUUCAAAUACUACUCUUGAUUUGUUUUAUGUGUUAAUAACUUAUUAAAUGAUAUUUCUUGAGAAUAUUAAAAAAAUAAAAUUGUUAGGAUAUUCAA
Messenger RNA from Drosophila suzukii, 5932 nucleotides. Its product is annotated as solute carrier family 7 member 14. Lineage: Eukaryota; Metazoa; Arthropoda; Insecta; Diptera; Drosophilidae. Gene Ontology annotation, biological process: transmembrane transport; amino acid transport. Gene Ontology annotation, cellular component: plasma membrane. Gene Ontology annotation, molecular function: amino acid transmembrane transporter activity. The record is from RefSeq and is a predicted model, not a curated record.